Messenger RNA from Aspergillus wentii DTO 134E9, 2105 nucleotides. RefSeq lists its product as uncharacterized. NCBI's taxonomy places the organism in Eukaryota, Fungi, Ascomycota, Eurotiomycetes, Eurotiales, Aspergillaceae. Gene Ontology annotation, molecular function: DNA-binding transcription factor activity, RNA polymerase II-specific; RNA polymerase II cis-regulatory region sequence-specific DNA binding; zinc ion binding. The coding region runs from base 50 to 1726 and encodes 558 amino acids. Gene Ontology annotation, cellular component: chromatin. Gene Ontology annotation, biological process: regulation of transcription by RNA polymerase II; DNA-templated transcription. The record is from RefSeq and is a predicted model, not a curated record. The transcript is spliced from 2 exons.
GGCACGAGGAAGGCCUAAAGCACACAUAUCGCCAUGCAGAUUCUGCAAUAUGCAGUUCAAACGACUCGAACAUCUGCAGCGACACGAGCGAAUCCAUAGAAGUGAUUCAGCCUUCGUUAUUCCGUGGAAUAUAUCCCCUUCUACUUAUGAAAUAAUAUGUAAUGCCAUUCGCAUGCAUGCGGGGAUUCUUCCGAUGACAUUUACUAUUCCCUCUCGCCAUACAAUAUCCCGAUAUAUCGAAGGCUACUUCAGAGGUUUUCAUGAACACUUUCCAUUUCUUCAUCCCCCAACAUUCCGAAUAGAUACAGUUGCUCCGGAACUUCUCCUUUCCAUGGCUGCUAUGGGAGCAUUGUACCGUUUUGAACACACGAAAGGAUACGAGCUCUACUUUACCUCCAAGGCUAUCGUUCUGCAUCUACUUCAGCAGCGCAGCGGAGUUGCAGCACACAAUCUGAUGAAUAGGAAUAUCAGCCCACGUUCAGAUAGUCCAAAACAGCCACUCUCCCCCGCUGAGAUCCAAACAAUGCAAGCUCUCCUCAUUCUCGUGGAUAUGGCAACAGGAUCAGGCGAACCACUGUCACAAGACAGCCUACCACUAGGAGGUCAACUGGCAGUUCUCACUCGACAGGGAGGACUAGGAGUUUACGACGAAAUUGAAACCGACGCCGAAUGGAAAGACUGGGUGCGGCGUGAGGAACGACGGCGGACAAUGUUCUUCGCCUAUAUCCUUCUGAAUAUUCAAAGUAUUGCUUUUGAUAUUCCUCCGUUGAUUAUGAAUCGGGAGAUCGGGUUAUGUCUUCCCCAUUGCAAUGUAGAAUGGGUGACUACGACGGAAACAGAAUGGAGGCAUAUGCGAAAUAAAUACGGACAUACAGAACAGCAGUUCUAUCCAACUCUGAAUAAGAUCCUACAAGGGAAAGAUGUGUAUACAGCGGAGCCUCUGUCAUCUCUGGGAAACUAUGCUCUCAUUAAUGCUCUUAUUCAAAGGAUAUUCUUUGAACGACAAAUUUCUGACGGUCCAGAUCUACAGUCCGACAAGGUCAAAGUCCUUGAAAUAGCUCUCCAAGCAUGGCAACGAUCAUGGGAAGCAACAUUCGAGUCAUCUCUCGAUCCCUCCUCUCCCAAGGGCCCAUUGGGAUUCAACUCCGCCGCACUAUUGCGUCUCGCCUAUCUACGAUUGAACGCCAACCUGGGCCCAUCUCGUAAUCUGAGCUCCUUGAAUCCACAGGAUAUUUCAGCUGCAUUCACGCAGAAUAGCGCCAUAUUCACCCGGUCUUCCCACGUCGACCGCGCCGUCCUGCAAUGUAUCCACGCUUUGAGUAUUCCCAUUCGAGUGGGGAUCCCGUUCGUGGCCUCAACGCAGACCAUGAAUGGGAGUAUACCGCAUCCAUUAUGUACUCUCGAAUGUGCAUUUCUUCUUAGUCGAUGGCUAGGGUCAAUAUCAGAUACUAUCCAGUCGUCCCCCGCUGGGCUAGACUCACUCCGCGAAGACGAGAGAAAGCUCCUAGGUAUGAUCAUCAGUCUUAUCAGAGAGACUGACCGGGCGGGAUCUCUUGAGAGGAAUGAGCAUGAUUCUUUUUGUAUUCAGCGUAUGGCAGCUACGACGGUUAGACUAUGGGCUGAGACAUUUAGAGGUGUUCAUGUAUUUCCAAUUGUGAGUAUCGUCGGACAGAGUCUUUCAACUAUUGCAGAUAUAUUGGAAGGACAGCUAGGAGUUAUAGCAUAGUGUAAUCACUCAUAAACAUGAAACACCUUCGCUAUAACCUCCCACUUCCCAUCCAGCUUGAUCAACGUCAAGAAAUCUGUAUAGUCCCUGCCUGACCCAUCCUUUUCCAUAUCCACCUUGACCAUAGCCGUACUACCUGUGAUGCCGAUCACAUUCAAACGCGUCUUAACAUGAGGUGCAGAACCGUGUUGGUCGAUGUAAUCGUAGAGGUUUUUGAUCGGGCCACCGAGGAGAUUGCCAUUGAGGAGACCAUACAUGAUUGCAUCUUUGUGGAAGGCUUCGGAGACGGUUUCGGAGCUGCCGGUUUGGAGGCCAUCAACGUAUUUGCUCUCGGCGGCGGUGAUGUCGUCGUAUUGGGAGGUGGGGAUUUGUUUGGUUG